Molecule: messenger RNA, 1212 nt
Organism: Microthlaspi erraticum
Lineage: Eukaryota; Viridiplantae; Streptophyta; Magnoliopsida; Brassicales; Brassicaceae
Source: the annotation of a GenBank genome assembly
AUGAAGACCGUCCAGGCGAGCGAGACCGAACGGCGAACUCAAGGAGAAGUUAGGCUGCUGAAGGAGCUUCAGCCAUCGAUUCAGCGAAGCCAUCCCGUUCUAAGAAGAAAUCGAUGGGUCUUAGGAAGAGAGCGGCCGUGCCUAUUGACGACGUUGUCGUUGCUUCCGAGCCGGCGCCUAAAAAGAAAGGGUCGAGUCCCCCAGACUGAGGGAUUCUCCUCCUUCUCCCCUUCGGAGCUCUUCCAUUGCGUCGCGUACGAGGUAAGUCGCCUAUUGAUGGAUCUUCAGGAGAUAGGAAUUCCGAUGUUAAUCGUGGACGUUCUUUGCAGGGCUUCGACGAGGAAAGCCUCGACUUCUGUUCCUGAGGGCGUUCCGGAGCAAGUGAUCGAGCUUGACUCUCCUCCUUCCUCGGACCAUGACGAGUCUUCCCAUCACGAUGAGAGUGCUUCUCAUCACGAUGAUGGUUUGAGGACUCCGGCGCGUGGUGGUUCGCCUUCUAAGGGGGACGAGUUCCUCACCCCUGGUGGCGGCGUUCCCUCCUCUGACCGGCGUGAUCGUGGUGGUUUCGAAGGAGGGGAAUCAUCUCGGCGUCCAGGUGAGAAUGAUGAGGCGGCGUCUCGUCACUCGGAGGCGGGUGGUUUUGCUCCUGGCUCGAACCUCGGUGCUGAGGGUGGCGCCGGAAUUCCAAAGGAUGGUCCUGAGGGCUAUAAUCCUCACGCGUUCAAGACAUGGUGGAAUGGCGGGAGUCCUCUUAUGGAGGACCAGGAUGCUUGCGGAGGGGCGACUUGGAUGUCUAAAGUUCAUCCCGGCUUGGGGAUUCCGCGUGAGGAGCUCACCUUUAGGACCGAUUUCGACGAAGCUGCUCAACAUCAUAUUAUGUCUGGCGGGAAGUUCACCGCGUUGGUCCAGAAGUACGAGACGGCGCUUCGGGCAGCUAAGGACGAAGCCUUUGUGUUGCGGCGAGAGCGGGAGAUGGCCAAGGAUGUCGAUACAAUGGUGGCUGAUUUGCAGCAGGAUAAACUGGUGCUUGAGUCGAAGGUCGCGGCGCUGAACAGGGAGAUAGUGAAGACUCUCGGACUCCAGGAGGUAGCAGACAAGCUGAGGGCUCAAGUGAGUGAUCUGGAGGAGAAGCGCGUCGGGAUGCAGAGGCUUCUGCUGCUGAGAUGGAGCGUCUCCGACGGUCUCGUCGAGAAUCGGUCGAGGCGGCUGUGA